Molecule: messenger RNA, 3966 nt
Organism: Caenorhabditis bovis
Lineage: Eukaryota; Metazoa; Nematoda; Chromadorea; Rhabditida; Rhabditidae
Source: the annotation of a GenBank genome assembly
AUGGGAGGUCGAUUCCGUCACCGUACAAGCAACAAAGGGGCUGCGAAAUUUGCUCAAGGAUCAGCAUGCGAGACAAAUCCAUCAAAAAAUAAGCAUCGUGCCGCUGCCAAUGCUUCAAGACUUGCGACUAUCGGAGGGGCAAGCAUGUUGGCGGUCGAAGAUCGUCCAGAGAAUCCUGCUGCUGAUGAUAUGCUUUCUGCGCUACCAAUUGAUAACAUGGCGAUCGGAUCUUCCUCGAAAAGUAUGGUGUCUGAAGGAGGAAUUUCAAAAAUUUCGGAAUUUACUUCAUGCACUAAUCCUGCUUUCGAUUCUGUGAAUCGCGUAUGGAAGUCUGGGUCCUCUCUUCAGACAGAGGUAGUCUCAGUGUUGGCAGCAAUCGCGGAAGUCAUCAAAGAACGUGAUGGCAAAGAGUCUGAUGUUGAGUAUUGUGCUGCUCUCAUGACGGCUUUGGAAGGAGCUUCGGUAGGAAAUCCGAAAAGAACUGCAGCAAUUGCUUAUCUUCUUCAUAUUAUUGUUCGAAAAGUUCCAAAAGAGGUGCUCCAAGCGCAAUUUUCUCGAUUUGUUCAGAUUUUGUACACGAAAUUGUUGGAGAAUGUGGACUCUGUGGAAUCGUCUGUUUUGAAAAACUUGAUUUCCGUUUUGGGAGUCAUUUUGAGAGCCCAGCCCGCGCAAGUGUGGUCGAGUGCCACUACAAGGAGUAUGUUGGUCUCUGUGGCUGCUCUUUCCGCCCAUGACAAACCAUGGGUUCGAACAAUGGCUAGAAGAGUGAUUCGAGCAGUUCUCACUGAUCCUGUGACGGCCACGGAUAAUGGGCUUCAUCCAGCUAGUGGAGCUGUCGGUCAGCUUAUUUUGAGUCACAUUGACAACUUUGUUUCGAGCCCGAAAGGAGAUUCGACCAAUGUUGUUAGAUAUCUCUGCCUUCUCGAAGGUGUUAUGCAUAAAAUGCCGGCUUCAAUUUUCAAAAAGAUGGCUGAGGCGAUGUUGAAGUGCUUUGCAAUUUCAGACGCAAUGGUAAAAUGUUCGGCACUUCAAUGCCUUCAUCGUUCUCUUCAACGCCAGCCGUGCGAUUCGGCGCUUCCCACGGAAACCAACAGUCUGUUGCUCGCAGCACUUCGCCAAUUAGGAGGAUCAGUUACGGAUAUUACUGUAACCGCCUAUUGGAUGCAGGCGUUGGCUGAGGCGCAUGUUUGUUUGACUGCGAAAGACUCGAAAAAAUCCAUUCAACACGCUUAUCAGACACUGCCAUUGUUUGUGAAAAUGUUCGAAUCAGGAAGUGAGCAAUUGGCUCAAGUUACUUAUCAAGCUCUCACGCGAGUCAUUGAAAAUUGCUUGAAAUACGACAGUGAGUGCGGAAAGUUCCUGUUGGGGCAAUUGCAUUCGGUGAUGACCCUUCGAUCCGCAUCAGUUUGGAAGUUCAUUUUAAGAGCGGAAAUGAAACUUUAUGAAGUGUGCGGUGAUGCCCUCCAAGGUCAAGAAUUUACGAAGGUCAUUGAGGAUUUGGCAACACUUCGGCAAUCUGAUGAUUGCUUCUGCAAAACCGAUUUGGACUUUACAAUUGGGGCCGCCAUCCGUCAUGUUGGUGCUGGUGCCGUCAUGAACAUUCUUUCGUUGGAAGUUGAUCCUGACGCACCAAUCUUGUCAACUGAUUUCAAACGGUCGUGGUUGAUUCCAAUCCUUCGAGUUAAUAUUCACAAUGCUCCGAUUGCUCUGUUCAUCAAACUUUUCCUCCCGAUGGCUAUUAAGAUUUACAAGCGAUUGAACACAAUGCAGCCACAAGUGCAUCGUCUUUACUCCACUUUCCAAUUUCAACUAUGGGAACUUCUCCCGUCAUUCUGCGAGUCACCAUCUGAUUUGGAGACCUCAUUUCCCGACAUUGCGCCAAUUUUGGGAGCUGCUCUUCAAGAACGAAAAGAUUUACGAAUGACUGUGUUGACGUCUCUUAGACGAGCGCUUAGAUUCUCGUUGCAACCUGAUGCUCCACCAGAGAGAGUUGAAGUUAUGAGUCGAUUUGCGAAGAACUUUAUGCCGAUUUUGUUCAACAUGUACACUGCAUCGGUGGUUGAUGGUGAAUAUGACGAUAAGGGUAUCAAAAAGUCUGUCCUUGAAGCAAUUCGGGUAUAUGCCGAGGCUACUCCGUCUGAUCUUUUGUCGAAAUUCGUCGACGUUGCGAUCACAAAAUCUAAGGAAAACUGCGACGGAAGUGGAACAGCGUCUCAGAAGCAGGCUCGAGUUUUGGAUAUCCUGUGCGCAUUGACCCGUGUAGCUGAUGUUGAUGAUCUUUAUAAGAUUCUUGAUACGAUCGAGCCGUGGUUUAAAUCAAGAGAUGCUAAUGGAUUGCAAAAGAAGGCCUACAGAAUUUUAGAAGAGAUUAUCCAGAGAAGAUCAACACCGGAAGUCGAAAAACUCAUCGAGGAGCGAUAUGUGUAUAUUAGAAGUGCAGUGGUUCGGCCGAUUGAGCAAAUCACGUACCCAGCGCGAGCUGCAUAUUGUUCUUGCGUUCAUAUGCUUCUUGAUGGAUAUGAGGAUUUGAAGUCACUGACAGCAUUCGUUGAGACGGUCGUCAAGAAUAUCAUCAUACUCCUUGACAAAGAUCAUAAUGUGCAUACCAGACAGAACGCAAGCAAAUGCAUUCAAUUCAUUUGCAGCAGACUCAUUGAUCUCGCUGAUGAUCAAUCGGAAAUAACGCCAUCGAUGGUUUUGGAGACCGUCCUGUCGAAGAUUUUCGAAAUGACCACGCUGACUUCUACUCAGCAGAGCACUGCUAAUAUUCAGUUGCAUAUCGCACGCGCAAGCUUGGUCUCAUUGAAUAUUAUUGCUCAGAAGCAGAUUAAGGUUCUCAAUACGGUUUCGACAUCGAAAAUCCUCACAUUUGCGUGCAGUUGGAUUGCAGAUGGUCGUGCGCCUGUGCGAAUUUUAGCGAUUCGAUUGCUUCGUGUCCUUUGUCAAAAAAUGCCCGAAGUUAUUCUACAGCAGUUCAGAGAUCAAAUUCUAACCGCUGUAUUCGAAGAACAGAUGACUUCUGAUUUGACAAUUAAGGUCAGAAAAGCCAAUCGACUUCUUCUUGAAGUUCUCGUUGAGAAGUUUGGUGUCAAUGUCCUCGAAAAAUACACAACAAAAUUAGAUUGGAUCAAACAAAUGAAGAACAUUGAGAAGAUUAGAAGAAGGAAGUUGAGAAAGGCUUCUGGUGAGAAGAUGGAGCAAGAGGAUGAUGAUGAUGCGACGAGUGGAAUCAGCGGAUCGCACUUCUCUGGGAAGACUGCAGGCGCUGAUACAAUUCUUGAACUUUUGGAGGAUAGUGAUGCAGACAAUGAAAGCGAUUCGGAAGAGCAAUUGAUGAAGAGAAGCCGUGUUGGAAGCGUAUGGCUCAAAAAUGAUGGAGAUGGCGAUGCUCCAAUGGAUCUUUUGGAUAGCUCGAGAAUGAUUGAUCAUAUUACUACCACCAAUCCGGCAGUUCUAGAGAAGCGAAAGAAAUCUGCACUGGAACGACGAGAAAAACUGCAAGCUGGAUUCAAGUUUACUAGAGAUGGCCGGUUGGUGAUUGUCGAUGAUGAUAAUGAUGAUGAGAAGAAGAAAGCUGGAAAGAAAAGAACGAUGAGGAAUGGUCUUGAUGAGCUUGAUGAAGAAGAAGGGCCCAGUCAUGGGGGAAAACGAAAGAAGGAAGAUAGUGACACUGAAAUGAACUUUGAAUCUGAAGACGAGGAUAAUGAUGACGAUGAUAAAAAGACGAGUGUGAGUCGGGCCACGUCAUACGGUGGAAAGGGAAUUUACAGAGAUACUACUUCCCAAGUUGGUGCAUCAUCGAAAAAAUCAAAGAAAUUGACGAAGAAGCCGGAAAAGAACGUGCAGAAGAAUGUGCAACCCUACGCGUAUGUCCCACUGCGCAACAAAACAGCGAAACAGGAUGUUCGGCAAAUUCUGAAGGCGAAAAGAAAGAGCGGAAAAGGCACCAAGAAAGUCACGUUCUAA